AUGGUCAUAUCCGGUGACCGCCCACAAACACCAACACCCGGUUUCGUCUAUAGCAAGGAGAAGCAAGAAGAAGAUGCUGAUGAUGCCGAUGGGGUUGAAGUGUUCGUGGACAACAUCAGCAAGAGGGUCCAUCAGUUUGCACUGAGGGAAGCUUUUGAGGCGUACGGUGAGGUUUUGGAUGUCUUUAUCGCAUAUCAGAAUACCAAAAGAAGACAUAGUCAGACUACGUUUAAGUUCGUGAGGUAUAAAAACCUGAUUGAAGCCAAUCGUGUAGUGGAGAAUGGCAAUGGAAGAAAGAUUGAUGGUCGUGUCGUUAAGGUUUUCGUGGCAAGGGUUCAGAAAAAAGUCCGCAAAGCGUCUCAAACGAAAGGGUGGAAGGUCGAAAGUUCUGGAGAAAAUUAUCAGGCUUCAAAGAUUCGAGAUCUUUUAAGGAUGCUCUAG
Molecule: messenger RNA, 441 nt
Organism: Hibiscus syriacus
Lineage: Eukaryota; Viridiplantae; Streptophyta; Magnoliopsida; Malvales; Malvaceae
Product: polyadenylate-binding protein 4-like
Exons: 2
Coding region: 1-441 (146 amino acids)
Cellular component (GO): cytosol
Molecular function (GO): mRNA binding
Source: RefSeq, a predicted model, not a curated record